AUGUGCAAACAUAUUCUCAACGCCCAGGUCUCUAUCAGAUCUCCUUGUUGUCGAAAAUGGUUUGACUGCGCAGAGUGCCACGCAGAAACCCAAAGCCAUCCUCUCCUCCAACAAACCGAAAUGACCUUCGCCUGCAAGAAAUGCAAGAAAGCCUUCCGCAAGGAUGCCCAGGAAUUCGAAGAGAGCGACGAGUACUGCCCUCACUGCGAUAACCACUUUGUCCUGGAAGCUCUUACGCCAAAACCAGUGUUGAAGGUUGAGGGUGAGGAUGCGAGAGUGGAUAACAGGAUGCUGAAGGAUGAGCGCAUUCGGGGAGAGGAGCUGAGGACUAUUUUCGACGUAAAGGAGGCCCCGAACAAAUUGGGCUAG
This is a messenger RNA of Cadophora gregata, 369 nucleotides long. RefSeq lists its product as uncharacterized. NCBI's taxonomy places the organism in Eukaryota, Fungi, Ascomycota, Leotiomycetes, Helotiales, Ploettnerulaceae. Gene Ontology annotation, cellular component: mitochondrial intermembrane space. Gene Ontology annotation, biological process: protein import into mitochondrial intermembrane space. Gene Ontology annotation, molecular function: zinc ion binding. The record is from RefSeq and is a predicted model, not a curated record. Bases 1 to 369 code for a protein of 122 amino acids. The transcript is spliced from 4 exons.